UCUCGGCAAAGUGUCGUUUGCCUCUCUUCUAUCGCGAUAAGUGUCAUGGCUUUUUUUGGAGCUACGUACCAGAAAAGCUAAACUCUGCAAGCUUUGAGAUAAGCUUCACACGAGAGACAUGAACGUACCUCUUACAAAAGGGGCGGUUGAAGCCCUGUGCAAAGGCUUAGAUGUGGACAAGCCCGUGCUGCAGCUGCUGAACAUCCGUCAGAUCAGUAAUGCCUCAAGCCCACCCAGGUUCCGACUGAUGAUGAGUGAUGGCCAGCACUCUCUGACUUCUUGCCUGCUUGCUACCCAGUUAAACUAUUUAUCUGAAGAGAACCUCCUGGUACCAAACUGUGUGUGUUUGUUGAAAAAGACCAUCAACAACACUUUGGCUGAUGGCAGGCGUGUGGUUGUUGUUAUGGACAUGGAUAUAUUAAAGUCAGCAAAGGAAACUGGGGGGAAGAUUGGAAAUCCCACUCCUUAUAAUACAGAUGGUAAGACUUCAUCUCCACAGAAGGUGUCAUCAAGUACCUAUGUUCCAGAGUCCCCUCCGUCUGCUGCCGUGCCUGGACCCUCCUAUAGGAACUACAGCUCUCCCAGAGGCAGAGGAGGAAGUUUUACGGGAAAAACACCCAUGAAAGCUUCUCCCAUGAAGGCCUCAGCUAUUAAAGCAUCACCCAGUAAGGGCUUAACUAUGAAGGUUUCACCCAUGAAAGCUUCGCCCAUGAAGGCCAACAGCGCUUCUCCAGGUUCUUCAGCAAAAGUGAAUCCUAUUGCAAGCCUCAACCCCUACCAAAGCAAGUGGACUAUCAGAGCCAGAGUCACCAACAAGUCGAGCAUUCGCACGUGGAGUAACUCCAAAGGAGAGGGCAAGCUCUUCUCCUUUGAAAUAGUGGAUGAGAGUGGUGAAAUCAAGAUCACUGCUUUCAACAAGGAAGUGGACAAGUUUUUCUCUCUAGUGGAGCAAGGCAAGAUGUGAUUGGAAUAUGUAAGAGUGCUGAGGAUGUAUCCCGUAUCACCACUAAGAACAGCAGAGAAGUCUCCAAGAGGGCUCUCAGCAUAAUCGACGAAACAGGCAAAGUCGUGACAGUCACACUGUGGGGCGAAGAGGCAGAACAUUUUGAUGGCUCUACACAGCCAGUGGUUGCCAUCAAAGGAGCUCGAUUGUCUGAUUUUGGGGGAAGAUCUCUCUCUGCAUUGUUCAGUUCAACAGUCAUGGUCAACCCAGAUAUACCACAGGCCUUUAGACUGAGAGCCUGGUAUGACCGGGAAGGCUUUGCAGUCAACAGCCAGUCGCUGACAGAGACCAGGUCAGCAGGCACAGGAUUAAACAUGAACUGGAAAACACUGAGCGACAUUAAGAAUGAAGACAUGGGCCAUGGAGAGAAGGCACAGUAUUUCAGCUGCGUGGCGACAGUGCUGUACAUUCGUAAGGAGAAUUGUCUGUACCAAGCUUGUCCAUCUGCAGACUGCAACAAGAAGGUCAUCGACCAGCAGAACGGGCUGUACCGCUGCGAAAAGUGUAACAAAGAGUUCCCCAACUUUAAAUACAGACUCUUACUUUCUGCCAACUUAGCUGACUUCGGGGAUAACCAGUGGGUGACGUGCUUCCAGGAGACAGCUGAGGCCCUGUUGGGUCACAGCGCAGAAACUCUCGGACAUCUCAGAGACACAGAUGAAGCUGCCUUCGAUGAAGUCUUCCAGAAAGCCAACUUCACAACUCACAUCUUUAAAAACAGAGUCAAGCUAGAGACCUACAACGAUGAGAGUCGAGUGAAGGUAACUGUAAUGGAAGUCCAGCCGGUCGACCACAGAGAAUACAGCCGGAGACUCCUGCAAAACAUCUACAAAUUGGCUAGAUGAACUCAGUCCCACCCAUUCAAAUGUCUGUCUGGUCAUUAAACGCAUCUUUCGCCAUUCUGCAACUGGUGUCCGACUUUUUCCCACCUGCGAGAUAACAGCAUAUCAGGCUGAGACAGGAGAGGGGGCGGCCAGUGAUUCAUCUAAAUGGCAGCCAAACAAAAUACUGAUAUUUAGCAGAUGACUUCCUUCACAGAGCGGAGGGGAAAAAGGCAAAAAGAUCUGAUGGAAGUGACUUCCAGCUUUAUUUUAAUGGCAAUUUAACUUUGUGUUUUCAGUUUAAAGAAUUUUUUAUCAUGUCCUGCUUACAUUUUCACGUCUUAUGCAUCAUGUAAAUACUAUGAUUGUAGUGUUUUCUUUUUUCUUCAUCAACGUGACAUAUUUCUUCGGUUUUGUACUGGUGAUGCUCAGUGUUAGUUGAGUAAGACGUAGAUGAGUCACAUUUAUUUAAUCUUUGUUUUUUGUUUUUUUUCUUCAAACAGAGUCUUGGAAAAAAUGCGUGGGGGAUGCACGUGUUUAAACUGCGUUCACAGCGUGCGCCUUGUUCUUAAAAGAUACCCUGGGUGUGUGCGUGUGCGCGCGUUUGUGUUUGGUUUCCUUUUGUGCUUCCAAGAAAUGUCAGACAAGAAAAAAACAGGCAUUAAAAGGACAUUAAAAUAGAAA
Haplochromis burtoni (Burton's mouthbrooder) is the source of this 2508-nucleotide messenger RNA. Its product is annotated as replication protein A 70 kDa DNA-binding subunit. Gene Ontology annotation, molecular function: damaged DNA binding; single-stranded telomeric DNA binding. Gene Ontology annotation, biological process: DNA replication; telomere maintenance via telomerase; meiotic cell cycle. NCBI's taxonomy places the organism in Eukaryota, Metazoa, Chordata, Actinopteri, Cichliformes, Cichlidae. The record is from RefSeq and is a predicted model, not a curated record. Gene Ontology annotation, cellular component: nucleus; DNA replication factor A complex.